AUGGGCAGGUUCAACUUUAUCAGCGGAACAGAGCCAGUUUUGGAGAGACGGCCGUUUCUCGCUUUAGACUAUAGCACAACCGCCGGAGGAACAGGCCAUAUCGGCUUUCUUUGUCACAAACAACCUAUACUCGAGAAGAACUUGCGAAAGGCCAUGUCAGAUAACACGUUCAGCACUCUGAAGUCCGAAUCAACCGUUUAUGAAUUGUGUGAAGAUGAGCAGUGGACCUACUGCAAGUAUCGAGAUGCACAAGGGACUGAACGAAGGAUUCGCGCGCGAUUUUUCGUCGGUGCGGAUGGCAAGACGGGGUUCACACGGAAACAGUACCUGGAACCAAAAGGUGUGCAUAUGGAGAAGGUUACUGAGUAUGUGGCAUAUGCUAUUCCCGCAGAUUCCAUCACUGACACUAUGAAUAGGGAAUUUUAUGAAGAAACUUGGGUAGCGCUAAACUGGCAAAUCACCUUGCCCACACCUGAAUCGCACCCCGAGUUUUCCUUGUGGACGUUGGGAUAUACUCCGGAUGAAGUAUACGACCUUUUCUUUCCUUAUGAAUUCCGCUUCCUUUGCAACCCUAAUCGUCCUGCGGUAUGCGGACGAUUCGGUCUUCAAACAGACCGGCUGUGGAGAUUCGAAUUUGUCGUUCGUCCAGGAGAGGAUGGCUACGAGAUGGCGAAACCCGAAUCAAUAAAGAAUAUUGUCUUCCCUAAUGUGACACAUCAGGGAAGCCGAUAUGGGUAA
Aspergillus oryzae RIB40 is the source of this 738-nucleotide messenger RNA. RefSeq lists its product as uncharacterized. Gene Ontology annotation, molecular function: FAD binding. Bases 1 to 738 code for a protein of 245 amino acids. The transcript is spliced from 2 exons. Lineage: Eukaryota; Fungi; Ascomycota; Eurotiomycetes; Eurotiales; Aspergillaceae. The record is from RefSeq and is a predicted model, not a curated record.